This is a messenger RNA of Coregonus clupeaformis (lake whitefish), 1225 nucleotides long. RefSeq lists its product as uncharacterized. The coding region runs from base 238 to 921 and encodes 227 amino acids. Lineage: Eukaryota; Metazoa; Chordata; Actinopteri; Salmoniformes; Salmonidae. The transcript is spliced from 7 exons. The record is from RefSeq and is a predicted model, not a curated record. Gene Ontology annotation, molecular function: DNA binding.
CAGGUGCUGUUGCCGGACCGAGAGUGUAUUUAUGUAAAUAUAACUACCGAGGGACACCGAAACCACGGAGCUGUCUCUCCUCGCGCCAUGGCUGGUUCCUCACACCAUAGCACAACUGCUGUCAACUCACUUUACUAGUCGACUUCCUCAGGAACGAUAUCAGACAGAUAGUUUGUUUAAAAGUUGAUUUGAAUCGGGAUUUCCUGUAAUCACGGUAAGGUCGGGUCAGGUGUUGUGAUGCCUCAGUUAACGGUGGCAACCAUCCUGCAGCUCACCCUACUGCUCUCAGCGCUACCAGCCCAGUACCUCAUCUCCCAGUGGACCGGCGCGUCCGUGGCGCAGCGCUACCACGCCACCAAGCGGUUGUUGGGUAUAUGGGGAGAGUGGAGGAAGUCCUACCUGAACUCCACUGUCUGGACAGAGUGGAUCACAGACCUUAUGGAUACAAUCACGGUGCUGGUGGGAGGAGGAGGAGAGGAGGGAGAGAUUCCUGGAGAGUCUCCUGCUCUGGAGGUCAUGUUGCAAGACAACGACCUGGGCUUCUUUGGAGCUUCCCGGUCGGUCCGUAGGCCGCGCCCCCCCUUUGUCUUCCUGCGUGUGGGUGAUGUCGUCAUGGAGCGGAAUGGUCACAUGAUCGGGGUGAUCGUCAGCUGGGACCCGGAGCUCCGAGCCCCCCCAGAGUGGAUCAGCAGGAUGCAUCGCAAUGCUGAGGGUAAAGCAGAGAACACCCCCCACUAUAAGGUGUUAUUCAGCGGUCCUGGCCCCUCCUCUCUCUUAGUGGGAUACCUGCCUCAGACCAGGCUGAAACGGGUCACUGGAACCAGGCCGGAGAUCCCCACCCUAGAACUGUACUUCACACACUUUGACGGAGAGCGGUUCAUCAUGCAGCCGUGGCUCCAAGAGAUCUUCCCUGAAGACUGACAAGACAAGGACCACAGGAGUGAGUGUGUGGGUGUGUGUGUGGGUCACCUAACUGGACAGUAGAUGUAAAGGAAGGGACAGCUCCUCUCUCUCUGUUCCCCCACAACAAGAUAGAAGAGAAUUUCACACAGUGGUGUAGAGGGGAAACAACGUUUACACAUUAAAAAAAAAUAAUUAGUGAGCAUUUAGCCACCUAUUGUGGAAAAAUGCAUUGAAAAUAUAGGGAGCAUUAUUUUAUUCGCUGCAAACGGUGAUCAGCGUUUACCCACCUACUGUUUUUACCACUACAUCACUGAAGAUAAUA